Messenger RNA from Malurus melanocephalus (red-backed fairy wren), 2626 nucleotides. It is a transcript of the gene USHBP1, whose product is annotated as USH1 protein network component harmonin binding protein 1. The transcript has 15 exons. Lineage: Eukaryota; Metazoa; Chordata; Aves; Passeriformes; Maluridae. Bases 266 to 2545 code for a protein of 759 amino acids. The record is from RefSeq and is a predicted model, not a curated record.
CCCAAAAGGGCCCCCCUGURUUCCCCACACCUCGGGCAGCUCAACAGUUAAAGGGAAGUGGCUGGAAGGAAGAGGAAAUCUCAGCAGGAGCAAGACCGGGGGACAGCCAAGGGCAGUGGCUGGAGAUGAAGCCGGAAGGUGCCGGAAGGUGCCGGAGCCUUUGCCGAGGAACCAGGACGUGCUGGGAACCCAGGGGGGAGCCAGGAUAGAAAGGGGCCCCCCGUGUGGAACUGGGAUAGAACGGGACGCUUGGUCUGGAACCGCGAUGUCUCAGAGCUCCAUUGGGGAAGCAGGACAUUCUGGGACCUCCAUCGUUGAACUGGGACAGACUGGGACUCCCAGUGUGGGACUGGRACAUGCCGGGAGCCCAGGGAGCCCCAGGCAAGAGGAUCCCAGCAUGCAGAAGGAAACCCCGAUGAGUGCCACGCACUCUGACCCCGUUGGCCAGGGCCCUGACAUCCUGCCCUGGCCCCUGCAACUCCCAUGUGAGGAGGAGGAGGAGGAGGAUGGAGAAAGGGAUGAUGAUGAUGUUGAUGAUGAGGAUGAGGAUGAGGAUGAAGAGGACAUGGCAGGUGAUACCGAGGACAUCCUGCACUACGAGCAGCGCACUGCAGGGCUGCUGGCCAGGGUGGCCCAGCGACAGCAGCGGCACCACCCUGCCAGGAAGGAAGAGGAUGGCUGGGAGGCCACUGUCAGUGUCCCCACUGCUAGCCCAGCACCACGACACCRCGAUGGCACCAGGCUGGAUGCGAGCAGCCCAGAUCUCUUCGAGGACCUCCAGCAUGYCGUGAGCUCCCUGGAACGCGUCGUCUUCUCCCGACACCGGCAGCUGCCGGCGCAGCCGCUGCCUGGCAAGGCCUGGCACAGGGUGGUCAAGAGCCUGGAAGAGCUGAACCGGACCCCUGGCUGGGCCUGCCGGCUGUGGCCAGAGGUGGCAGUGGGCCCAGAACUGCCGUCAGAGGUGGCGGUGGAGGCAGCGAGGAACGCGACCCUGCGGGCGGCCCUGGGGCACCGGGACGAGGAGCUGGGCCAGGCCACGACUGCGCUGCAGGCGCUGCGGGGUGACCGGGACCGCCUGCAGGGCAAGGUGCAGGAGCUGCGGGAGGCUCUGUCCAGGUUGGAAGAGCCAGGAGGAUUUGGCAGCGCCAGCCCCAGGCUCAGCGACAGCCCCGGGCUCAGCAGCCCCCCGGGACGUUUGGACGUGACUCAGGGUGGCGACGAUGCUCAGCCCCAMGGGAUAAAAUCCCAUGGGAUGCAGCCCCACACCCCUCUCUCGCCCCAACCCUUGACGGGAGCGGGUCGAGACCAGGAGGAGCGGCUGCAGCAGCUGCAGGGGUGCCUGGGGAGACUGCAGGAGGUGAACCGGGAGCUAGCGGCCGCGCUCCACGAGUGCAAGGGCGAAGCGGAGCGGCUGAGCAUGGAGCUGGGGCAGCACGAGUCCCGCAGCACCGCCCUGCGCCUGGCGCUGCGCUGCAGCGAGCAUUGUGGGGGGGCCUAUGCCACUCUCCUGGACCUGGUGCGGGCAAAGGUGGCAUCGGAGGAUGUCGCCCAUGGGGCCCCUGUGGGCACCCCCCGGGCAGGGACACCUGCCCGCACCUCGCCCGCCCCGUGCCCAGGAGCCGCGGCGAAGCCGAGCCCGGGACACGGAUCUGGGUCCAACCCCACCCCGACUGAGGCACCGCGGCUACCGGGACCAGCAAAGCCGGACAGCCGCGAGGACACCAGCGACAGCGGCUCCCCGGGGGUGCAGAGCCCCCAAGGGAUGGAGGAGGGAGCCCUGAGGGAACAUAUCCAGCGGCUCCGCGCCGAGCAGGCGGCAGUGGAGGGGUCCCUGCUGGACGCCCCCGAACCCUCCGGCCCCCCCUGCGGGCGGGACCCCCGAGCUCGGGCCGAGCGGGCACUGCGGGACGCGCGGGCACUGCUGUCCGGCUGGAGGCGGCCGGAGAAGGCGGAGCUGCUGCCGGAGCUGGCGAUGCUCAAGGAGGCCAUGGCCGAGCUGAGGACGCGGCUGCAGCUGGCGGAGAGGGAAAAGCGUGCUCUGGAAGUGCUGGUGGCCGGGCAGGGACCGAGGGAAGCCACCCUGCGCCUGGUGCUCCAGCACCUGGAGUGGGAGCGGGAUGGGCGGGAUGGGCCCUCCAGCAGCUCCGGCAGCAGCGAGGACGCUCAGAUUGGCCGGGGCACAGCGAUGGCUCCACAGAAUCCUCSGGAUCCGGAGAGAAUGAGGGAGGAGCUGUUUCGCAUCCGAGCCAGGACAGAGGAGCUGCAUCACCGGGCUCAGGAGCUGGUGCUGUCCCUGGAGCAUGGCAGCGCUGCCAGCCGUGCCCAGCAGGCACAGAGCAUCACGGUCACCAUGGAUCUCUUCCAAGCACACAGAGCCCUGGCCCUGGCAUACCGCGGGGCCCGGCGCAAGCAGGCGGAGCAGCUGCGGCGCCUGGAGGCGCAGGCGGGAGCCCUGCGCAGGCAGCACGGCCGGAGGGAGCAGGCGCUGGCCCGAAAGCUCCGCAGCCUCGAGCAGGGCACGGCCGGCAGCGAGACCUGCAUCUAGAGUGCCCCCAGAAACCCUGCAGACCGCCCAAAAACCCUUGGAGACUGCACAAAAUCCACGGAGACCCCACAAAACCCCCYU